CGACACCUGGUCGAUUAUCACCUGACUGUUGGGAUUGUAUAUUACGAUUUUGUUUAGUUGUAUGCCAUUCUGUUUUAUCACCUCCCUUAUAUUUACCGUCAGGAUUGUCUCAUUCUUCAUCAGUUAGUUCAUCGUCUAUGGCAGCUUCUCAGUUGACGAGUGCUUCCGUUUCUGGAGCAGGAACUGUUGGUGGACCUAACUCUGUAACCAGUUUUUUCAGAUCUUCGUAUUAGCAAAGAGCCAUCUGUUAUACUUUCAACUACUUCAGAUUGUAUCUCGAAAAUGUUAUUCAGUACUUGGUUGAAAGCUUGUAUUUAUUGUUUUCCAAAACCCCAACUCUGGAUUGCAUUCAAAGAGUGUGCAAAAGUAUGGCGACAUCACUAUGCAUUUAUCCAACAUUGGUCUCGCCUUUCUGUUGAACUGUCUAUUGCUUUACUUGGCAUAAUUAACAAGAACAUCGAAAUACCUGCUUUUAUCCCUUCGACCCAAUCAAUUCCAUCCGAUAUGCCGAAUGAAAAUGUAAAAGAAGCUUGGAUUCGUACACUUUAUUUGAUUGGUAAUCCUGUAGAUUUGAGCCAUGAGCGGGUAAUAUGUAAUACACCAAUUUUUGAAGAGUAUAAAAAAUAUUCUCAUUAUGAUAGAAUUCGAUGGACAUGUCUUUACCUACCCUACAUAUAUCACCAAGCUCUACGUGGUCUAUCAAUGAUUGUAGAUGGAUUUUUAGGGAUUCAACCAAGUCUUACAAUUGCUAUCGAUCCUUAUAUUGGUGUUAUUCCAGAACUUUAUGGUCCUAUUGGUCGAAUAUUUCAAGGUUAUUCUUCGAAUAAUUUGUUUCAUAGAUAUACCCCUGAUUCAAAUUUUGGAAAUUAUGAUGAUGAAAUCAGAAAAUCGCUAGUUGUGGGCGUUUCAAGUGUUCACACUGGGUCACGUGUAGCCGCAGGUAGUUUUUCUACGGAAAAGGCGAGCAGAAAAUCUAGAUUAGCAAGCGUUGUCACAUCUGCUGGAAUACUUGCUUCUGCUGGAACAUCUGGAGGCUCGAAGUCUGGAUUUGCUCCAAUCAAUAACACUUCAGGAUAUCAGCAUAUUUCGCAUACUAGCAGUUCUUUAACUCCGAAUGAAAUUAAUGCAUCUUUAACAAAUACCUUUCAACCGUCACAAACUGCAAGUUCUCAAGUAUCUUCACCGUCAUCGAAUAUUUCGUUUAGUGGACAGUCGUCUAAUCAGAAGUUAAGUACUGCUCCACUCUUAUUAUCUUUUCUGACUAAGAAAAAUCCACAUGUUGAACAUUUACGGAGUUUAGCUACAACCUGGUUGUCAACAGAUUCUCAUAUUAUUCUAAACCCUCAUAGACCAGAGAUCAACUCUUUGUUACAACUAUUUGGUGCAUGGCUUUUUGAAGCCUGUGUAACAGGGAUUAAACAAGAUUUCAAUGAUGGAGACUUUACUGUGAUUAGUCAUCGGGCUAUUUUAGUCGAUGGUAGUCGUUUUCAAGUUGGUCGCGCAGAAGCUAUUGGAAUUCUUUGUCGCAUAAUGAUCUAUGCUCAACGUGGUCGAUUAUCUGAAGAAUAUCUGACACGAUUUUAUUUAUGUCUUUAUUAUGCUUUAACUAUUGAUUCAAUGGCUAAAAAUGAUUUUGUCUUAUCUACAGUCUUAUUCUACAUAAUUGAUUUAUUCCGUACUGAUUUGCCCGGUAUCAAUAUACUAAUACCACGCGUAUUUGGUGCUUGUCAGUACGUGUUAAAAGAAGAAAUAAACAUGAAACCUGAAUAUUUAUCCACGACCUUAGUUCAACGUGCAGCUAUACACCAGCUUAUGUCCAUGGUAUGCAUUCCUGUGCAGUUCAAAGGGGCACAUUUAAAGUCUUUAAUUCCUCUUGCACCUGACAUCAAAGAUCCAUGGUCAAUGAAUGAUAUGCAUAGUGCAAUGGUUGAUAUUAUCUGCAACACUUUGAGUAAUUUAGAUGAUCCAUUGAAUUUUCAAUUGUUAUUAAGUGUUGCAUUAGCUUUGAUUGAAGAUAUGUCUGCUGAUGAAAUGCACUCAUCGAAUGAUCGAAACGAGUCUGGAAAAUUUCACACAAUAUCAAGUUUCUUCAAUAUUUUGACAUCACUUCUGUGUGGUAAUCUAGUAUACAAAUGGAAAAAUGACCCAUCUGUUAUGCUUUACCUAUUGGAGAUUAUUUCUGGUCUAUCUAGUGUACGUGUUACACCUGCGGAUCCAUCUACUUACAGACAUACUGUUCGAUCAAUAUGUGAAUUUAUUACAAACCAGUGUAAUCGAGAAAGAAAAGAUCAUAAAAGACAGUUGCAUAGUAUAAUUGUUUCCGCUUAUUAUUGUCUAUCAUCAUGGAUUGUACAACAUGUAAACUUGUUAUUGCCUGAUCGAGAUUGUAUAUGGACAAUUUUAGAGACAAUUGAAUUAGGAAUUUGUGGUGCAAAAUCUAAGAGCAAGCAUAUAAAAGGUGAAACACCGACUACUACCCUAAAAGGUCAAAAACCCUUAAUCCCUUCAUCGAAACGUGUAUGUGAUGCAGCUGAAGCAUGUCUGUCGAUAUUGAUGUCAGUGGCUGGAUCAUUCCCUGGUCCAUCUGGAACAUCUACAAUAUGUUCUCAGCUAGCGGAAGAUAAUAUUUCGAAGUUGAUUACACAAGAAGAAACUGAUUCAUCUAAACAUCGUUUAGAAUUCCGCUAUUUCUGGUCAGAACCGGGUUUAAUUCUUGGAUUGUGUGAAUUGUCUUCUAAUAUGUUUGAAACAACUGUUAAACCGAGAUCGUAUUUCCCGAUACAAGCUCCAGCAGCAAUUUUGAUAGUUCGAGGACCUUUCGGACGUCAUGUUUGGGUGAUGCAUAUGCGUCAGUCACCACUGACUGGAAAUGAUGUUACCUCUCGGUUAGGUGAUUCCUCUCAGAAACAACAAUCAGAAGUAAUUAAUCGACCUAAACCAUGGGGUUGUUUCCUUGAAAGACUUAUUACCACUGUUACCAACAAUGAAAAUGUUCGUCCUUUAAAUUUUCCUUCGACUAUAUCUGAUAUUCCACUUGUUGAAGCUGAUCGUACUAUACCUUCAUUAGAUAAGAUUGGUUAUGGAACUGGAAAUAAUAAUGUUAGACAAGAAAUUAAUACAUUCAAGACAUUAAUAGCUGCACAUGCUUCACUAGCAAAAGAAGUUGGCUUACGUGUUGUACAAGAGAAAUUGAAUACACCCUAUCCUGAUCCAAUGACAGAAGCGAAAGCACCAAUCCCAGUUGUCUAUUUUCAUUCUAUACGUUUAUUACUAACACAUUUGGGUUAUUUAUCGAUUGGUCCCUAUCAAAUGCCUCAGUCCUUAUGGUCACGUUCUGAGUUGAAACGUGACAAUCAGUCAGGUGAACGCUCUGGUCAAUCUAAUCAACGUAGUCCAUCACUGACAAGUAGUCGUAGGAUGACUAGUUUCUCGCCUACAUUGCCAUCGAAUAGCACUGAAGAUGAAUUGUUACCCUUGUUUCCAUUCGAUGUGGACAAUAAUACAGAAUUCUCUAAUAUACUGACCAAUCUAGAUCAAAUGCCGACUAGAACAGGUGAUACUCUAUUAGUGUUUUAUGUUGCUGCUGGACAGUCGAAAGUUGAAGAUAUCCUUGCAAAUAUGAAAAUUUGGUUACGAUUACCUGAAGCAUUUCAUCAGUUUUUGAGUGGUAUUGGUCAUUUUAAAAAUGUUCUUGGACAUCCAGGUUGGACAGGAAGUCUACAAACUAGUUAUCAUACAUCAAAUGAUUGUCUUAUACCAAAUCAAUUUAAUCAAGGUAAAGAUGUUCAUUUUUAUCAUUGUCCUGAUGGUAAUCAAUCAAUUAUCUAUUAUGCUGAUCCAAUGACUGAGUUAGCUUGUAUUUGUCCAACUGAUAAAUUUUAUAAAAAUGAAGAAAAAAUAGAAUAUCGUCGUAUAUCAAAGACUACACGUUCUCAUAUGGCUAGUGAGAAUCUAUCUAACACAACUCGUGGAACAAACCAAAGUGCAGUAGGUGUGGGAGAAGUUGGAGCUGAUCCAACAGGAGGUCGAGUAGCAGUUGUUUGGCUUGAACGAUGGGAAGAUGGGCCAAUGCAUUGUGGACCUGAUGGAGUUGGAAUGCAGAUACAGAAUAUGACUAGUCAAAAGUUUGACUGUCCUGUUACAAUAUACAUUCAUCCUUUGAGUUCUGGAUUGUGUAGAGUCGGAAUUAUGCGCCUUAAAGGUAGAACAUUCGAAGCUGGUCCACUUCAAUGUGGUUUGGUGUUAAGUCAACGUUGUCUUAGCAGUUUCGUAAGGCAAACGGUCAUCAAUUUAUCACGGCGACGUCGUCUAGCAUCUGAUUCAUUUCAACCGCCUCAUGUUCGACGUAGUCAUGAACUGUUUAGACUAGCUGAAGCAAAUCGUAAAAUUGUUAGAGUUCAAUCGUACGCUGGCAAUAAAACUAAUACACACUUAUGUACUACUUCUAAUAUUGUUCAGAGCCUUUUCUUUAAACAACUACAAAUUGCUUCAAGUUAAAAUCCCCUUGUGUAGUGGAUUCUGAAAAUCAUCACUUCUUGAAACAGUGUGUUGUAAACAAGAAGUUUCCAUUUACAUAUCGAACAGAACGUUAUUUUAUCUUUUUCUCCUUUUUUAUUUUCAUAUUUUCUAGUUUCGAGUAUUUGAUAAUUUACAAAAUAUACUUAUCUGUCUCAGU
This is a messenger RNA of Heterobilharzia americana, 4675 nucleotides long. NCBI's taxonomy places the organism in Eukaryota, Metazoa, Platyhelminthes, Trematoda, Strigeidida, Schistosomatidae. The record is from the annotation of a GenBank genome assembly.